This is a messenger RNA of Salvia hispanica, 544 nucleotides long. RefSeq lists its product as uncharacterized. The record is from RefSeq and is a predicted model, not a curated record. Lineage: Eukaryota; Viridiplantae; Streptophyta; Magnoliopsida; Lamiales; Lamiaceae.
UUUAAAAGUAAAGACAGCACGAGGCUCGACUAAUCUGCGGUCACCCCUUUUCAUCUUGUUCGCCAAAAUCCCCAAUUUCGAAACCCUAGAUCACAUCAAUCAAGCCAGAAGAAAUGAGCGAGAGGCCGGUGCCAAGAAGGCACAGUCCAUGGGUCGACGAAGAGGUCUAUAAACGCGAAGUCAAAGCUCACAGAUGCAACGACCGCGUCGAAGAUGUCAUCUAUGCACUUUUUGAAGGCAACCCUUUCAAAACAAUUCCAGCCCCUUUCAAGCUAUUUUAUCAGUGCAUGCGAUCAAAACCAGGGGAAGAGCCUACUGAUCCCUUCGUCUACUUGGAUCUGGAUCCUCCCAAAAGAGAGGCGAAACCCGAGGCCAAACCCGAAUAAUGUUACUGUUAUGGAGAGUUAUCUGCAAGCAGAGUCAGUUCCAACUUCUUUUUGUAAUAAAAAUAUUACUAUCUCCUCUUGAAUUCAAUACACUUGAUGAAACUACUGCAAAUAAUCAGUUUUUUUUGUUUUUUUCAAUUUUAUACAUAGUUUUGUCA